Parascedosporium putredinis is the source of this 792-nucleotide messenger RNA. The record is from the annotation of a GenBank genome assembly. NCBI's taxonomy places the organism in Eukaryota, Fungi, Ascomycota, Sordariomycetes, Microascales, Microascaceae.
AUGGCCGAGUUUAGCGAUGGCUUGGACUCUAUCCCCGACACUCUGCCUACGGAGGGCAUCAUUGUACCCCUCCAAGACGACCCGAACCACAAUCGCGUCGUCGGCCUUAUCGAAUCCGCGCCGGACUCGGCCGUCACCAACGUGUCUCUCCCCAUCGCUGACUCGAUGAUGUCGUGGGGAAGAGGCCCGGAAAAUACCCACAUGUACGAGCCCAAGACCGAGGUGCGGGUGCCAAAGUGCGCCUUCAAGAUCCUGCUCUACAAGGAAGGCUUCGACGCGGCUAGGGACAGACAUCCGCACCCGUGGCUCCGUGCGCAGCAGGAUGACGAGUCGUUUGCAUUCUACAUUUGCACCAAGGCCACCAACGGCAUCUGGGUCAACAACCAACACCUCCUCUCCCACGACGCCAAGAAGCCGGCGUCCCCCGCCCACCACUGGAUGCGGCUCUACAACGGCGACCAAAUCAUUGUCUGGGGCAGCCUCGACGCCGACAAGACCAAGGUGACGUUUCGCUGCUUUUGGGGCGCGUCCGAGGCGGACCGCCCCGAAUCGGAGCAAGUCCCCGCCCCGUGCACGCCGGGCUCGCCCGCCGCCUCGACGAGAUAUGCCUCAAGGCCGAGCGGCGCUCGCGGUCCGACAACAUGUACCGCCAGCAGAUGGACAUGGCCGUCCGCGAGCACUCCCUCAGGGAGAGGAACUGUAUUCUUGAAACGCGCUUCCAGCCAUUGGGAUAUCCCCAAAAGCAGAGUCCUAUCGUCCGCCAGCUACCAGAUGCUAGGCCCUACACAAUAG